Molecule: messenger RNA, 1267 nt
Organism: Symphalangus syndactylus (siamang)
Lineage: Eukaryota; Metazoa; Chordata; Mammalia; Primates; Hylobatidae
Gene: SBK3
Product: SH3 domain binding kinase family member 3
Biological process (GO): protein phosphorylation
Molecular function (GO): ATP binding; protein serine/threonine kinase activity
Source: RefSeq, a predicted model, not a curated record
AUGGAGCGCAGGGUCUCCGAGACCCCUGAGGAUGGGGACCCAGAGGAGGACACAGCCACAGCCCUCCAACGGCUGGUGGAGCUGACAGCCAGCAGGGUGACCCCAGUGAGGAGCCUUCGGGACCGGUACCACCUCAUCCGGAAGCUGGGCUCUGGCUCCUACGGCCGCGUGCUCCUCGCCCAGCCUCACCAGGGGGGUCCAGCUGUGGCUCUGAAGCUUCUGCGUCGGGAUUUGGUCCUGAGAAGCACCUUCCUGAGGGAGUUCUGUGUGGGCCGCUGCGUCUCUGCACACCCAGGCCUGCUGCAGACCCUGGCAGGACCCCUACAGACCCCCCGCUAUUUUGCCUUUGCCCAGGAGUACGCGCCCUGUGGGGACCUCAGCGGGAUGCUGCAGGAAAGGGGCCUCCCAGAACUGCUGGUGAAGCGGGUGGUGGCCCAGCUGGCAGGAGCUCUGGACUUCCUCCACAGCCGGGGGCUGGUCCAUGCAGAUGUCAAGCCGGACAACGUGCUGGUCUUCGACCCGGUCUGCAGCCGUGUGGCCCUGGGAGACCUGGGUCUGACCCGGCCAGAGGGCAGCCCGACCCCUGCCCCACCAGUGCCUCUGCCCACGGCACCACCUGAGCUCUGCCUCCUGCUACCGCCCGACACCCUACCUCUGCGGCCAGCCGUGGACUCCUGGGGCCUGGGGGUGCUUCUCUUCUGUGCUGCCACUGCCUGUUUCCCUUGGGAUGUGGCACUGGCCCCCAACCCUGAGUUCGAGGCCUUUGCUAGCUGGGUAACCACCAAGCCUCAGCCACCUCGGCCACCACCACCCUGGGACCAGUUUGCGCCCCCAGCCCUGGCCUUGCUCCAGGGGCUUCUGGACCUGGAUCCCGAGACUAGGAGCCCCCCACUGGCUGUCCUGGACUUCCUGGGGGACGACUGGGGGUUGCAGGGGAACAGAGAGGGACCUGGGGUUUUGGGGAGCGUGUCCUAUGAGGACGGGGAGGAGGGAGGCUCAAGCCUGGAAGAGUGGACAGAUGAGGGCGAUGACGGCAAAAGUGGUGGGAGGACGGGGACAGAUGGGGGAGCUCCCUGACCAGGUGACGGAGACAGGUGGCCAGAGCCUGGGCCAGAGGCCCUUCCCCCAGCCCCCAGGGCCACCUGGAUGGAGAGACAGCUGCACCCGGGAGGACAGAGAGGGAACACAUUACACUCUCCCUACGGAACGCUGGGCUUGGACGCACAUUCCUCUUCCAACUGAGGACCCAAGAGCCCAGCUCCUGCCC